This is a messenger RNA of Drosophila simulans, 689 nucleotides long. RefSeq lists its product as uncharacterized. The record is from RefSeq and is a predicted model, not a curated record. The transcript is spliced from 2 exons. Lineage: Eukaryota; Metazoa; Arthropoda; Insecta; Diptera; Drosophilidae. Bases 252 to 476 code for a protein of 74 amino acids.
UGAUGUAACAGCAGCCGGCGAAAGAAACUUGUGCAUUUAAUGAAAAAUAGUGAAUAAAUAGCCAGAGUAACCGCACGUGCCAUGCAAAUUCGUCGUCCGCGAGGUGUCACUGUUCCGCAAUUGAUGGUGGUCACGGCCAUUGGGCUGCUAGGCGGUAUUUACAUUUGGCAACCACUGAUUUUGAAGUACAAAAACGAGAAGAAAUCCGAGGCAGAAACGCCAGCAGUAACUGAAACUAGUGGAACCACAAAAUGAGUUUCAUUAACGGCCUCAAAAGAUUCGCCACAACGACCGUUGGUCUGAUGGCCAUCGGUAUCGGAUCGACCGUUCUAUUCUACACCACCCAUCGCCUUGUCAUCAAACCCUAUCUUCUCGAGAAACGCCGCCUGGAAGCCGAGGCCUGUGCGGAGUACCUUUUCCAGCAGGAGGGGCACUCCCAGAAUGGCGAAUCAAGACCCAAACGGAGCGAAUAUUGAGCCAAGGAUGCCAGUGCCGUCAUAGACAUCUUUACAUACUUAUAACCUAGUGAUUAGUUACCAAAUUUCAACGCUGUAACAUGGUGAACAAUGGACUUUUACUUUCUUACCUUCACUUUGGGUGGAGAGGCCCAUCAUCUUGUGUUCAUUUUAGAGUUAAACAGAAUGGAUUUUUUAUGGAAGCAAUAUGAAUUGAAUAAAUAAUGAAAAGCA